Rotaria sordida is the source of this 1413-nucleotide messenger RNA. Lineage: Eukaryota; Metazoa; Rotifera; Eurotatoria; Philodinida; Philodinidae. The record is from the annotation of a GenBank genome assembly.
AUGACUUCUGAAGUAUCAUCAUCAUCAUCGUCUAAUUCAAAAAAACGUCGAAUAAUGAUUAUAACUGCUGAUGAAAGUAUUAUUGAAGAAAUUGAAAAAAAUAGUAAUACAACAUUAUUUAAAGCGAUUAUAUUGGAUUCUAAUGAUAAUAAUAUUGAAUUAUCUCAUUCAAAUAUAAAACAUAUUCUACCUGAAGUUCAAUCAUCAAAUAAUAAGAAGACAAAAAAUAGUUUAUUAACAUGUGUUGUUUGUGGUUCAUCAGCAAAUGGAUAUAAUUUUGAUGCUAUAUCAUGUGAAAGUUGUAAAGCUUUUUUUCGUCGAAAUGCUCUUAAAGAUCCAGCAACACUUGAAUGUCGUCGUCAUGGUAAUUGUGAUAUAACACUUGAAACACGUCGUCGUUGUUCGGCAUGUCGUUUAAUAAAAUGUCUAAAUAGUGGCAUGAAACGUGAUCGACUUUUAACAGCUGAACAAAGAGCAGCAAAACGUCGUAAAAUAGAAGAAAAUCGAACAUUAACAUUAAAAACAAAUGAAAAUAAUCAAAAUUUAACAUCAGAAAUUAAACAAGAAAAAUCUCAAUCAUUAUCAUCUCCAUCUAAAUCAGAAGGUACAAAUCUUCUUCUACUUAAUGAUUAUACUGAUCUUCUACCAAAAACAACAACACAACAAACACGAACAUUACUUAGUGCAGAAGAAUUACAACGUGUAGAAACAAUACAAAUUUCAUUUGAACAACGUAUUGAACUCGCUGCUCGUGAUGGUCUUCCAUGGAAUCCAUCGAUUCAUACGAGUACUCUAUUACAACAUCUCAAUGCUCGUUCAGUAUCAGCUAUGAGACUUUUAUCAUUUUUCAAACAAAUACCUGAAUUUAAUGAAUUAAAUGUUCAAGAUCGAGUUACAUUAGUUAAAUACAAUUUAAUGCCACUUUUUAUAUUAAAUUGUACACUUGGAUAUAAUAGAGAAAGUCAAACAAUUAUUGAAACUGAUUCUGAUGCUCCUUGGGAUUCAUCUAUAUUCAUGAAAGUUCAUGGUUAUGAUAUAUAUAAUCAAGCUAGAAAAAUUUUCGAAUCAUUUGUACGAAUUGCACAAUAUGAUCAACGUAUAAUACAAGUAGCACUUAUUAUACUUAUUCUAACAAAAGGUUUUUCUGCAAAUGAUAAUUCAUGUGAACCUAUACUUGAUGAUGGUAUAGCUGUAUAUCGUGCACAAAAUUAUUAUACAGAACUUUUAUGGAAAUAUUUAGAAACAAUACAUGGUUAUGGAAAAGCUAUUCAGAUAUUUAAUGAACUUGUUGCUCAUUUUAUGUCAUGGCAAAUGCUUCAAAGAUAUCUUCAUCGUAAUCUAUGUAAUGUAUUAACACCAACAGAAAUGAAUGAAUUAUUACCGAUUAUGAAAUCAUUAUUACAUAUUCCAUAA